CACGGCGAAAGGCCAGUCUCCGAAAGUGGACUACUACAUUUCUAGCGAAUACUGCUCAGUGGUGAAACUGCCACUUGGAACUUGGUGUGUCGGGACUCGGGAGGCGUCGAAAGAGAGAGAGAUGGAGAACAGUGCAGGGAGGCGACUGAACACUCUUAUUCAACAUCUCUUGUUGCAAGAUAAAGGUGAUGUUCAAGUUCUUCUUCCGAAUGAACUGAGGGAGGGGCGAUCGAAGAAUGUGAAAUCAGAACCAGUAAUCAUAGGAGGAAUGAUUUUGGAUAUCCAUGCCUAUCCUUCUAUCCCUGCUACUCCCAGGACCACCACUCCUGGCAAGGUUCACUAUGUACUUGGUGGAGUAGCAAGAAAUAUUGCUGACUGCAUGUCAAAACUCGGAGCUAAGCCUUUCAUGAUUAGUGCCGUUGGACCUGAUAUGGCAGGAAAUUUGCUGUUAGAGCACUGGGAAUCUGUUGGACUUUCUACAGAAGGCAUUCUAAGGUGUCAAGGUAUUGAGACCCCUGUUGUGUGCAAUGUAUUUGAUGCCAAUGGAGAGUUGGCAGCUGCAGUUGCAAGUGCAGAAGCAAUUGAGAAAUUUCUAGCUAAAGAAUGGAUUAAACAGUUCACUAGAAAUAUUCAUUCUGCUCCCAUAUUGAUGGUUGAUGCAAACUUGAGUCAGCGAUCACUUGAAGCUUCCUGUCAAAUAGCUUCUCAAUCUGGCAUUCCUGUAUGGUUUGAGCCUGUAUCAGUUGCAAAAUCCAAAAGAGUUGCCUCCAUCAUCAAGUAUGUAACUUUCACUUCACCCAAUGAAGAUGAACUUAUUGCGAUGGCAAAUGCUGUGUCAAGUGAGGAUUUGUUUUUGCCAAUUCAAAGGGUGGAUAAUGGUGGAAGUACACAGUCCAUAGAAUCUUUUCUCUUAUUACUUAAGCCAGCAAUAUGGGUCUUACUUGAAAAAGGUGUUAAAUUAGUUGUAGUGACUCUUGGAUCAGAUGGGGUGUUCUUAUGUUCUAAAGGUGGAGCAGAGUUCACAGCUGUUGAUUUCAAGAACACUGAGUCAAGUCACUUUGGGAAACUUCUGAGUGAAAUGGUGACCUUGAACUGUCAAAAUGACUUGGUUAAUUUUUGCAAGUUCAACAGGAGUAGCACUCAUCUUUCUGUUGUGCAUUUUCCUGCACUUCCGGCAUCAGUUGUGGGGCUUACAGGUGCAGGUGAUUGCUUGGUUGGUGGAACUCUAGCAUCUCUGUCUGCUGGCCUAGACAUGAUGCAAAGUAUGGCAGUUGGCAUGGCAACUGCAAAAGCAGCUGUUGAGACUCGGAAGAAUGUACCUUCUGAGUUUUGUCUGGCUUCAAUUGCAGAUGAUGCUAAGAGAGUAUAUUCUUCAGCAAGGGUUGUGUUUGAUCAAUCAGUUGUGUAAGUUAUCAGGUAAUGCAUCAGCUUGAACUCUUGUUUCAAUUUAAAUGUCCGCCAUGGAGGUGUAAGGUAGCUAGUGGGGUGGACCCCACGAGCCAAAAAUGGCCUGAGUGAGUGAAUUAUUCUUUCUUCUUGAUUUAUUUGCUGUGUAAUCGUUCCAGUCAUUGGGAUUGGAGAAAAAAAGCGUACCCAGUACAUGAGGCUCCUGCCACUGCGGGGUCAGGCGAACCUAGGGUUGAGUCAGCAUGGAGGGCUCUAUGGUGAUAGGCAAAUAAUGGUGGAUCACAAUCCCUUGUGUCAUUGUAUGUGAACUAUUUCUACCAAUUAUAAUUAUAGUCAAAAUUUAUGAUAA
This is a messenger RNA of Macadamia integrifolia, 1756 nucleotides long. RefSeq names its product pseudouridine kinase. The record is from RefSeq and is a predicted model, not a curated record. Bases 122 to 1408 code for a protein of 428 amino acids. Gene Ontology annotation, molecular function: kinase activity. The transcript is spliced from 9 exons. NCBI's taxonomy places the organism in Eukaryota, Viridiplantae, Streptophyta, Magnoliopsida, Proteales, Proteaceae.